Messenger RNA from Megalobrama amblycephala (Wuchang bream), 4377 nucleotides. RefSeq names its product LON peptidase N-terminal domain and RING finger protein 2-like. Gene Ontology annotation, molecular function: protein binding. Bases 881 to 2539 code for a protein of 552 amino acids. The record is from RefSeq and is a predicted model, not a curated record. NCBI's taxonomy places the organism in Eukaryota, Metazoa, Chordata, Actinopteri, Cypriniformes, Xenocyprididae. The transcript has 8 exons.
CGUGCUUCUUACGUGAAUGAUAGCGAGACAGACGGUCGGUAUCACACUUUCCCGUGCAGACCAAAUGGUAACCUCACAACUGUCUCGGUUCUGCUAAAACAAAUAGUUAAUGUUUACAGUUUCCUGUGGCUUGUAGACAUGGACAUUGACAUCCUGUAGAAUGAACAGAACAAAAGCGACCCGGGGAAGGACCGUUUUAAAAGGUAUUCCGAUCGAAAGACUUCUCGAGGAUUACACAGAGUGCCGCUGCCGGAGACAUCGGAUCUUAUAUAAAACUGAUGGCUCAUCUAAACGUCGGCCAUGAAUAUGCUUCAUUCAGCAGAGGUCUCGAAAGUCACCAUCAGCAAAGAAGUCGAUCUGUGAAAAUCAUAUUUAACCUUUUAUUUUGUCAGUAGUUUAAAUAAAUGCGUCGUGUUUGGAUACUCGUUUGUGAUUUCAAAAUAAACCCAACGAACUACUUUUCUGCAGUUUUUAAACGUAACGUUACGUUUUUUUUGUUUUACUUUUCAACUUGAAAUGCUAACACUGCUAUAUGUGUUAUGUAUUAUUUUGGCAGAAGUUAGACACCUUACUUUUGCUUUACUGAGAAAUGAACCACCAGUCAUUUAAAGGUUGUCUUGGGCCUAGCAGUGGUGAAUGGGAAAUGAAUUGUUUACCGGAGGAGUGUAUAUAAAUAUUUAGCCUUGUCUCCUAAUAUUGAAUUUCUCCAAUAUUCCGAGAUCGUGUUGUAUUAAAGGUGGGGUUUUUGUUAAUUAACUGAAAACACGACUGCAUCAGGUUAGAUGUAAUUUUGGAUUCCAUGCUUUCGAACAGAAUCCUAUACGCUCCUGUUUUGCCGCUUUCCUAAAAAUAAUUAGAAUUUAAUGUGGAGUAGCAGAAAAUGGAUUCUGGGAUUCAAAAUCAUGCCGAACAUUAUGUGCACGACCUCUCUAACCCGACCGCACCGGGUUUGUGUGCGGAAAUGCUCGGGGUGGCGGACGAGGCGUGCCGGGCAGGAGACUUCGAUCUGGCCGCAGAGAUAUAUUCCUCUCAGCUAGCCGAGCUUGAGCACACCGACCGUGGCCUCUGUCUGCGGAAAGCUGAUGCCCUGGCCCGAGGGGGACGCAUAGCCGAUGCACUGGACUCAUACUGUAUCGCUGCAAAUCUUCAGGCACUGAGACCCAAUGAAUUGCAGGUUUUAGUUGAAGUUAUAGCGCAUACUAUACGUACAAAAGAGCAGUGUGACAGUAAGACAAUAAGCGUGGGUUCUUACUCAGAAAACAGAUGUUUUGAAAGUGACGAGUUAGAUGAAGAGCAGAACUUAGACUUGUUUUCAUGUCGCCUUUGCAAGUGCUUGUUAAUGGAUCCGACGACUUUGGUGUGUGGGCACACUUUCUGUAAGCGCUGUCUGGAAGAUGACUUGUCAAAAGAGUGCAGAAGCUGUCGUUUGAAAACGAACAAAUCACCAAGAGAAUUAAAUGUGGACGGACUCAGAGUAAAUGUUAUUGUCAGUGGCUUGAUUGACAAGUGGUUCAAUUCGGAAAGCAAAGCGAGACGAUACUGGUUGGAAGGGGAAAUUCUUUGGAAAAAACGAGACUUAUCCAACGCCAUACUGAAGUUCAACGAGGCCAUGGCACUAGAGCCCUCUAUAUGUAGACUCCUGGCUCGGCGAGCAGAGCUGCUUAUGGAAAUGACGAAUUUCAGCCAAGCAAUCAAGGAUGCAGACACCAUGUGCCGACUCCGUCCCCUGUGGCCAAAGGCUCACUACAUUAAGGCUGCAGUGUUCAGGGGCGCCGGACGCAGUGAAGAGGCUCUACAGGAGUAUUUCUACUGUGUGGCUCUGAAAUCUGACUGGAUUGCUGUAAAACUAGAGGCUCAGAAGAUCCUGAGUCACAUGUUCUCAUCAGUCUUUGUGAAUGAGGGUCUGGCUACGUUCCUGCAACCCCUUCCGGCUGGCCCCUCCCCUCGUAUCAAACCCUCAUCCCUCCUCAGUUCUCUUCACUCCUCUCUUCCUAGAGAUGGAGCCAAAGCAGGCUCCUCCAAGGAACCAACACUCAGUUGCAGUAAUUUCAAAGAUGAGAGAACUUCAAUUUUAAAAAGAUCUGAAAACGUAAAAACUGUUGGCCUCUCUUCACUUUUUGUUCCACCCGUCCAAAAAAGGAAAUGGACAGAAGAUGCUAAGGACUUUGAGCCACCCAGCAAACACCUUAAAGAAAACAAGGCGACUUCAUCCGAAACUCUCCAUACUUUUUCUCGGGAAAGGCUAGUUCCAUCACAGCUUUUGGACAGUGCAGACUUUGAAUGUUCUCUCUGCAUGAGACUGUUUUAUGAGCCUGUCACCACACCCUGUGGACACACUUUCUGCCUCAAGUGUUUGGAGCGCUGCUUGGACCACAACUCUAACUGUCCCCUAUGCAAGGAGAACCUCUCUGAGUCUUCUAGGCAGUUGCCCAUCCGCAGUUGCCCAUUUCAUCAAAAUGUUUGCAGUCUGCAAACAUUUUUGGAAAAAAGGGGAGUCAUUCUGAAGAGCUCAGUGAAUUCCAGCAUGGUACUGCGAUAGGAUGCCACCUUUGCAAUAAUUCAGUUUGUGAAAUUUCAUCCUCACUAGAUAUUCCACUGUCAACUAUAAGUGGUAUUAUUGGAAAGUGUAAACUUUUAGGAACAGCAGCAACUCAGCCACAAAGUGGAAGACCAUGUAAUAUCACAGAGUGGGGUCACAGAGUGAAAACUCUGCUGAUUCUAUAGAUGAAGAGUUCCAAACUUCCACUGGCAUUAAUAUCAGCACAAAAACUGCACGACAGGAGCUUCAUGGAAUGAGUUUCCAUGGCUGAGUAGCUGCAUGCAAGCCUUACAUCACUAAGUACAAUGGCAAGCAUCAGAUGGAGUGGUGUAAAGCACACUGCCACUCUGAGCAGUGGAAACCCCUUCUGUGGAGUGACUAAUCAUGUUUCUCUGUUUGGUAGUCUGAUGGGAGAGUCUGGGUUAGGCGGAGCUGCAUUGUGCCAACUAUAAAGUUUGGUGGAGGAGGGAUAAUGGUAUGGGGCUGUUUUUCAGGGGUUGGGCUAGGCCUUACUUACAGUGAUGGAAAAUCAAAGUGCUUCAGCAUACCAAGAAAUUUUGGACAAUGCUAUGAUUCCAACUUUGGAGAAGGCCCUUUUCUAUUCCAGCAAGGUCCAUAAAGACAUGGUUGGAUGAGUUUGGUGUGGAAGAAAACAUCCCCAUUGAAUACCUUUGGGAUGAGCUGUGUAACACUAUAGAGAUUGUUCCCUCAGAACACAUCAUGUUCAAGAUAUCAAAAAUCCGCUCACAAUUUACCAUCUUCAAUGUCUUGACUUCAUGCUGACCGAGUUUGGUGACGAUUGGAUGUAUCACCUAAGAGAAGUAUAUCAAAUUCCAGAGCGUGCGUUUCCAAACAACCCAUAAUAGCUGACUUCCUGUUGGGCUGGCGUAUAACUUUGAGCAUGAAAGUUGUUAGGCCUGAUGAGGCCUACUGUAUGUAUGUAUGUAUAGAGUUUCAUUCAUAUACGUGCAAGUGUGUUUGAUAUAUGGACCAAGUUUUCGGACCUCAUUCAAGGGGGCGCUGUCGAGACCUCUGCUACGCCUGGGUACCAGCUUCUGCAAUAAGAAUGAAAAUGCGUUUAUGAAUUAUACAGACUACAUGCGUUUUUGGGUUAAAAAUGAAAAUAACAAAAUGGCUAUAGCUAUUAAUUAACAGUAUUAGCAAUGUGCUAACUAAACACGUUCAGGAAGACAAUUUGCAAACAUCACAAAAUAAAUAUAUAUGAAAUUGGAUCAGUUGGUAUCAAUCCAUCUUUAAAAAUCAAUUUCUGUGCAAAUCCUGUGUUUUACUGAUGAUCGUAUGAAGCAUUCUAGUGUUAAUUACUUACACAUACUGGUAUAUGAAUUUAUCUAGCCAUAUUCCCUUCAUAGAUAAAAUAAAACCAUUGCAUUCUUAGUGGCUCAGAUGCCAGGGAAUUUAUGGAGACUCAUAUAUUUGCCAUUAUAGUCGUUAACAGAUCAGUGAUAAUGUUUACAUAGCUGAGACAUAUCACAAGCUCGGGGACGGCGUUCUUGAGUGCUGCUGUCCUGCAGAGUUUUGCUCUGACACAGCUCGCCUUCCUUCACGUAGCUUUAGUAAUCCUGAAGACAUUUAAGUGUGUUUGAUCAGGGUUGUAGCUAAACUGCCGGACAGCUGCUGCUGCACUGCUGGAGCAGUGUUACUCGUCACUUACGAAAACAAUGGCGGCGCAGUGGGUGGAAACAUACAGAUUCAUGGGGCGGUAAUAUUAUAAUAAGUUCCUCUUCCUACCUCACAAGGAGAGCGAAAUCAGAACGGCUCCUUUUUUCACAUGCUUGUAGAAAAAGGUUUCUUAUUGGCAAUAAUUAUUUUAUCUAUAA